Molecule: messenger RNA, 1340 nt
Organism: Nymphaea colorata (pocket water lily)
Lineage: Eukaryota; Viridiplantae; Streptophyta; Magnoliopsida; Nymphaeales; Nymphaeaceae
Product: senescence-induced receptor-like serine/threonine-protein kinase
Exons: 2
Coding region: 25-531 (168 amino acids)
Biological process (GO): protein phosphorylation
Molecular function (GO): protein serine/threonine kinase activity
Source: RefSeq, a predicted model, not a curated record
ACGAGAGUGAGAGCAUCAUUUUCCAUGUUGAUAAUAGCAGGUGCUAUGCUGCAGACAUCUUACUUCUCUCUCUUGGAACGGGAAAACUCUGUAGACAUUUGCAGGUAUUACACAACAAACAAACUUACCCAGAAGAGCGAUGUUUAUAGCUUCGGAGUCGUCCUCUUAGAGCUCAUCACAGGGCAGAAUGCUAUACUCACUCAAGGAUCACGGCGAGUUCAUUGUCUUCAACUUGUAAUGCCCAAAAUCAUGGGAGGAGAUGUUGCCAGCAUAGUGGACCGCCGUUUGCAGGGCCAAUAUGAGAUUAACUCCGUAUGGAAAAUCGCAGAGACAGCAAUUGCAUGCACUGCAGAGAAAGGAAUUACAAGGCCUACCAUGACUGAAGUUAUGAGGGAACUGAAGGAGGCCUUAGAUGUCGAGAAUCACCAACUAGAAAGCAAAAGGCAAUCGAUGGAAUCGGCGUCCAGAUUACCAUCAACUGGUCCAGCUUUGUUAGAAAUGGAUUCUUUUUCGCAUCCUUCAGCAAGGUAAUCAAGAAAAUAGAUUCGGGGGCCACAGCAUAUUCCUUUAAUUCCCACUCAGGAAGAAUUGUUUCUGUAGCAUCAACUUGAUCCAUCAACGGUGAUGGACGUAAUAUUACUGUUUCGAUGCGUAUGAGAAGCCAUUUGGUGAAAGAAUUUAGUAUUGUUGUCACCACCCAUUAACCACUUCACUCACGAGUUCCUGUUCAUUUCCUCGUUAGCCUUUCGGUCAUUCAAACGCAAGAUGGAGAGAGAGAGAGAGAGAAUCUCGUACAGAUCUUAAUAAAAAGGUGGGGUGCUAAAUUUCAGGCAGCUGAAGAAGUGAUAUGGGCGACUCAAGUGUUCGACGAAAUUCACAGCGGGUUCCGGUGCAACGCUGCUGGUGAUGGGCCUCCUUCGGAUUCCCUCUUAUUCCAAACGAAUCAAAGAAUCACAUAUGUACAUCAGACGAUCAGGACUACAAACCUACAACUCGGCCUUAGACAAAAGACCUGUGGAUACAACACAGAAAGAAUUGCAGAAAUGCAAACUUACAGAAUCAUAGAAGCAAAUCCCAAACAACACAGACCAUCUACUUCCAACCUACACAAUGCCCGACACCUUAGACAUGAAUGAAUUUCUAGGAUGGUCACGGGGGGCUGAAACAACAAUUAAUGCGAGAGACGGAGGAACCGGGUUGGAAGGAGGGGAAGGGAUGGAGUGGUAUGCUCUGUGCAGGAGAGAAUUGUAAUGGCAAAUUUUUUUGUUCAUCCAGUAACCAUGCUUGGACAAAAAUUUCAUUUUUGUAUCAGGCGAAAGAAGCUAAUUUAGAUAUGUCCG